AACCUCUCAUCUUUCGUCCCGAUCUGAAGAUUAACAGAGAGAGUUCGAAAUGGCGAUCCGGAGGAGGCCUCCUCUCGCUUUGGCCCUCGCGGUGCUGCUUGCCGUCGCAUCCAUCGCCUCCGCCGAGGUCUACUUCGAGGAGCGGUUCGGAGAUGGAUGGGAGAAUCGAUGGGUCAAAUCCGAUUGGAAGAAGGACGAGAACAUGGCAGGCGACUGGAACCAUACCUCUGGUAAAUGGACUGGCGAUUCUGAAGACAAAGGCAUCCAAACUGCUGAGGACUUCAGGUUCUAUGCCAUUUCGGCAGAGUUUCCUGAGUUCAGCAACAAGGAGAAGACAGUAGUUCUGCAAUUUUCAGUUAAACAUGAACAGAAACUUGACUGCGGAGGUGGCUACAUUAAGCUGCUCAGUGGUGAAAUUGAUCAGAAGAAAUUUGGUGGAGAUACCCCCUAUAGUAUUAUGUUUGGGCCUGAUAUCUGUGGGUACAGCACCAAAAAGGUUCAUGCUAUCUUCUCACGUGACGGAAAGAACCACUUGAUCAAGAAAGAUGUUUCAUGUGAGACUGACCAGCUAACUCAUGUUUACACUUUCAUUAUUCGCCCUGAUGCCACAUACAGCAUCCUAGUUGAUAACAAUGAGAAGCAAACUGGUAGCUUAUAUAGUGACUGGGAUAUUCUUCCUCCAAAGCAAAUUAAGGAUCCUGAUGCCAAGAAGCCUGAAGAUUGGGAUGACAAGGAGUAUAUCCCUGACCCUGAGGACAAGAAACCAGAGGGGUAUGAUGACAUUCCCAAGGAGAUUCCUGAUCCUGAUGCUAAAAAGCCAGAGGAUUGGGAUGAUGAAGAAGAUGGUGAAUGGACAUCCCCAACCAUUCCGAACCCUGAAUACAAGGGACCCUGGAAACAGAAGAAAAUCAAGAAUCCUAAUUACAAAGGGAAGUGGAAGGCACCAAUGAUCGACAAUCCGGAUUUCAAGGAUGAUCCAUACAUCUAUGUUUACCCCAAUUUGAGAUAUGUAGGCAUUGAGCUAUGGCAGGUUAAAUCUGGGUCUCUGUUUGACAACAUUUUGGUUUGUGAUGACCCUGAGUAUGCCAAGAAAUUUGCUGAAGAAACAUGGGCCAAGCUUAAGGAUGCCGAAAAGGCUGCAUUUGAUGAGGCUGAGAAAAAGAAGUUAGAAGAGGAAACCAAGAAUGACGAAUCAGACGGAGAUGAAGAAGAUGCUGAUGAUGCAGAAGAUGCCGAUUCAAAGUCUGAUUCAGACACCGAGGAAGACAAGGAGACUUCUCACGAUGAGCUUUAGAUGAAAGCUGCCAGCGUCUGCGACAACUUUCACGAGCUUUAGUUUUUUAGACAAUUUUAUUUCUCUAGAAAACCAUCUCUUGGAGAGAACACAUCAUGUUUUCUUUCUCUAGCUAUAUUUGUGUCACCAAACCUGAACUUUUAGAGAUGUUCUUGAUCCAGUAGAGUAAAACAUGAAUUAACAACUGGUUUAUGUUCCCUAAUGUUUUAAAUGUGACUUGAUGGAAGAUGGAGAGGUUAUGAAUA
Musa acuminata AAA Group (dessert banana) is the source of this 1539-nucleotide messenger RNA. Its product is annotated as calreticulin. The record is from RefSeq and is a predicted model, not a curated record. The transcript has 14 exons. NCBI's taxonomy places the organism in Eukaryota, Viridiplantae, Streptophyta, Magnoliopsida, Zingiberales, Musaceae. Bases 50 to 1294 code for a protein of 414 amino acids. Gene Ontology annotation, cellular component: endoplasmic reticulum; endoplasmic reticulum membrane. Gene Ontology annotation, biological process: protein folding. Gene Ontology annotation, molecular function: calcium ion binding.